AUUUAAUCACCUACUUUGAUCAAACAUGACCAAGACAACUACCGCAGCCCUCUAUCCCACCGCCAAGGUGGCCGCCGAGGUGGGAACGUACUCUGAGCGAAAUUCAACUGCAUUGCCAAAGCACCUCGUUGACUAUCAUGACUGGAUAGUGGAAAGCCACCCGGAUUCGGACUACAUGGUGUCGAAUUUGCAAGCACAAAGCCUCGUCUUUUUUGCCAGAGCCUUUGGAGCCAAGCGGAUUCUCGAGAUUGGCUCUUAUGUUGGUUAUUCUGCACUCGUUUGGGCACAUGCCGUUGGCCAAGAUGGCAAAGUGACAGGCCUUGAAUUCUCGGCAGAAUAUGCCAAGAUUGCAAACGACGCUUUUGAGAAGAAUAGCGUGAAGAAUGUGGAAAUCAUCGUGGGAGAUGCACUUCAAACGCUAUCAACUUUGAAGCCCGAGGAGCCGUAUGACUUGAUCUUCAUCGAUGCCCAAAAAUCAGGCUAUCCCAGCUAUCUCAGAGACAUUCUAGCCGGCUCUCAACCUGGUUCAACCACACGGCUCCUUCGCCCCGGCGGCAUCAUCAUUGCAGACAACGUCCUCCGGCGCGCACUGGUAGCUGAUGGGAGUGAGGACAACCCGAACUGGCAAUUGCAGCGACACGUGAAACAUGCCGAAGAUGAUCUUACGGCUCUUCGCAAGUUCAACUCGGCCUUGGCGAACGAUGAACGGCUAGAGGCAUUCCUCAUGCCAGUAUUCGAUGGCGUCGGUUUUGCGAGACUUCUCAAUUAAUUGACACCCAGGCCCUACAUUGUUGCACGAGUACUAUGGAGCCGCCAACGUAGGACCAAACUUGGGGCCCCGGCUGGCAAGCAUCCGGUUGACUCUAGGUAUCAGGGAGCUUCUAUUUAAUCCGCGGAUAUAGACAAAGUUGCCCAAAGAGUGAGCUUCAAUUCAAGAAAUUAGUUCUC
Trichoderma virens Gv29-8 is the source of this 948-nucleotide messenger RNA. RefSeq lists its product as uncharacterized. The record is from RefSeq and is a predicted model, not a curated record. The transcript has 2 exons. Gene Ontology annotation, molecular function: S-adenosylmethionine-dependent methyltransferase activity; O-methyltransferase activity. Bases 26 to 769 code for a protein of 247 amino acids. Lineage: Eukaryota; Fungi; Ascomycota; Sordariomycetes; Hypocreales; Hypocreaceae.